This is a messenger RNA of Anopheles arabiensis, 2472 nucleotides long. RefSeq names its product conserved oligomeric Golgi complex subunit 2 (gene Cog2). The record is from RefSeq and is a predicted model, not a curated record. The transcript is spliced from 3 exons. Bases 165 to 2324 code for a protein of 719 amino acids. NCBI's taxonomy places the organism in Eukaryota, Metazoa, Arthropoda, Insecta, Diptera, Culicidae. Gene Ontology annotation, cellular component: membrane; COG complex. Gene Ontology annotation, biological process: protein transport; Golgi organization; intra-Golgi vesicle-mediated transport.
UUGUUGAUGAUGUGUCAAAGGCAGGAAAGAAAUUAACAAAAUUAUGGCAUAAACUGGCGAGUGUUAUUGUUCUGUUUUGUGUUGGACUUUCUGCGUCCUUCGGUCGUUGUUUCGUCCUAGAUGUUUCAUACCUUUCCAUCCUGGGCUGAAAGCUGUUGCUAGCGAUGGAUGGAAAGCCAGCUCCACCGGCCGGCAGUGGUGGCGAGCUGUUCAGCUUGCCGGCUGGUCCGGCAUCUUUGUGUUUCGACAAGAACGAAUUCAUGAAGAAAACAUUCUCCGUCGAUGAGUUCCUGCACGAGAACCGAAAUGCCGGCAGUCUGGAGAUCAUUCGCGAUGACCUGGGUCUCUACCUGAAGGUACUACGGUCGGCGAUGAUUGAGCUGAUCAAUCAGGAUUACGCCGAUUUCGUAGACCUGUCCGCGAAUCUUAUCGGGCUGGACCAGCAGAUCGACGCCAUCGAGGGGCCGCUGCAGAAGCUGCGCACCGAAGUCGACCAGGUGAAAGGUGCCCUCGAAGCGAGCAUGAGCGAAAUUGCCAGCUGUCUCGAGCAGAAGAAGCUGCUGCGUUCGUACAAAAAAUCGCUCCAGAGCUUGGCCAGAGCGCAAGCUUCGCUGCACAAGCUCGAGGACAUGCUGCUCGGCGACAGGAAGGACCAGAUCGAUGCCACCCUGCUGGAGCGAGCGGCACUGGAAUCGAUUCAGCUACAGUUUAACAUCAAGUUCUGUCGCGACUUUCUGGACGACGGCAAGCAGCGUCUCGCGCAGGACCUCUGGAGCGAGCUGCUGGCCCGGCUGAAGGGUUACUUUCUGCGUGCGCUGGGCGAGCCGGAACCGAAGGAGCUGGAACGGUGUCUGCGCAUCUACUGCACGCUGGACGAGUGCCGCACGGCGGAGGAAGUGUUUCGGGGCGAAAUUGUCGCCCCGUUCAUGAACCGCGCCAUCUCGGAAAGCAGUCUGCAAAACUCGCCCCAGGGGCUGACCGGCAUCUACAAUCAGAUUCUGGACUUUGUCUCGAUGCGCAUGAAGCAGCUGUGCCAGCUGACGAAGCGCAACGGCAAAGUGAAGGGCUACAACUUUAUCGUGAACAGCUUCUGGGCCGAGGUCGAGCGACGCAUGGAGACGAACAUGUCGUCGAUCUUUGCGCCCGGCAAUCCGGAUGCCUUCUAUCAGAAGUACAAGUGUACGCUCGAGUUCCUGGAGCGCAUCGAGCUGAUCAUCGACGAUGCGGACGACGUGGCGCAGUUCAAGGCGCACGCGCAGUACCGCAGCUUUCAGCUGCGCUGGAACCUGCCGGUGUACUUUCAGAUCCGAUUCCAGGAGAUCGGUGCCGAGCUGGAGGCGUGCUGCAGCGAAUCCGCUUCACGCCAGGUGGCCUCCAGCAUAUCCGCAUCCCAGUUUAAUGUAGCGCAAUUUUCCGCCGCCCUGACGGCCAUUUCCCGCUGCUGGCAGGAUGGUGUGUUUCUGCCCCAGCUGUUCCAUCGGUUCCUUAAGCUCACGCUGCAGAUUCUCGCGCGGCUUAGCGUGUGGUGUGGAGAAGCCUUCCGACCGGACGGGGCAAGCCAAGAGAUGGCGCACGGCGCUCCGGAGGGCCAGACGGAGCGCAUCCGCUUUCUGGUGGCGCUGUACUCUGAUCUGCGAAAUAUCGAGCUGAAAAUUCCGUCAAUAGUGAACCUGAUCGUGGAGAAAAGCCCACCGUCUGGGGUGUCUCGCGGCGAGCUGGAAGCGACAGUGGGCGAGAGCGGGACUGCAUUCGGCGAGAGGCGCUCGCAGUUGCAGCAGCUGAUUGUGCGAGAAUUGAUCGGCGCCAGCAUACCGCAGCUGCGGCAGGUAAGCGACAUACCGCGCCUGUACCGGAAGACGAAUCGUGACGUGCCGAGCCGUUGCUGUGCGUACGUGGAGCAGCUGCUUGCACCGGUGGAUUCGUUUCGCAAGGGCUACAACUCGAUGAUAGGGGUCGAAGCGAUGCGUGAUUUUCAAAUCGGCGUCUUCAACCACGUGACAGUGCAAUUCUACCAAGUAAUCGACGAAGUGUUAACAUCCGUCCAAAAGACGGAGGAAUCGUUGCGACGGUUGAAAAAUCUUCGCGACCGUUCGGGAACGAGCGCAUCGUCGGCAGCGGUUGCGCCCAGCACGGAUCGCACGGCACCCUCGGAUGAUGACAAAAUUCGUCUGCAACUGCAGGCAGACGUGAUGCACUUUGCUCGGUAUGUGGAAGACAAGGCACAGAUCGGCCGCCAGAACGUGGACAAACUGCCCCAACUGGUCCAGCUGGUGGAGGACGCCAUUAAGGGACGGCCAUUUGCCAUCGAGCAGACGCAGCCGUAGUUGCCUUGAUAUGUCCUUCCGCUAUUUCGACACACUCCUUUCCUAGCCACCCGUUACCCAAAGAGAGUGCAUCGUUGGGUCGUCAAAAAUGUUCCGGCUCAUAGUCAAAUGAAUAAAACAACCACCACGCAAUAUAUAAACAACAAAA